ACAAGAUGUCAUCAGUAGGUUUGAACAUUGGGAAAAACGCAUACACAGCAGUCAAAGUGGAUCCUGACGGGGACUACUGUACGCCGGGCGCAUUCGAACUGGAGCGGCUCUUCUGGAAAGGAUGCCCCAAGUACACGCACGUCAGCGAAGUCUGGCCCAACCUCUACAUAGGAGAUGAGAAAACUGCAUUAGACCGCUACAGCCUCGAGAAGGCAGGUUUCACCCACAUCCUCAACGCAGCCCACGGCCAGCGCAACGUGGACACGGGACCAGAAUAUUACCGGGACAUGACUGUGGAGUACCACGGAGUGGAGGCAGAUGAUCUCCCCACCUUCAAGCUCAGCCAGUUCUUUUACUCAGCUUCUAAGUUCAUUGAUGAUGCACUUCAGGAUGAAAGAAAUAAGGUUCUGGUUCACUGCGCUAUGGGUCGCAGCCGGUCAGCCACACUGGUCCUGGCUUACCUGAUGAUUUACAAGAACAUGACGGUGGUGGAUGCCAUUGAACAGGUAUCAAGGCACCGGUGCAUCCUGCCGAACCGGGGCUUCCUGAAGCAGCUGAGAGAACUGGACAUCGCGCUGGCACUGCAGAGGAGGAACACCAAGAACUGUCUACCAUCCAGCGAUGGCGAGAGCAAYACCACCAUCUAGAAUUGCUCCUGACAGGAGACUGCUACUGGAAAAGAAACUCCAGCAAAAGA
Molecule: messenger RNA, 697 nt
Organism: Nothoprocta perdicaria
Lineage: Eukaryota; Metazoa; Chordata; Aves; Tinamiformes; Tinamidae
Gene: DUSP29
Product: dual specificity phosphatase and pro isomerase domain containing 1
Exons: 3
Coding region: 6-647 (213 amino acids)
Biological process (GO): negative regulation of MAPK cascade; protein dephosphorylation
Cellular component (GO): cytoplasm
Molecular function (GO): MAP kinase phosphatase activity; protein tyrosine/serine/threonine phosphatase activity
Source: RefSeq, a predicted model, not a curated record